CAGUAAUGAGAUAAAGGAUGGAAGAGAUGGAAAAAGGGGAUUUGUAGAGACGCACAGGGUGGAGUUUCAAACAGGUUGUGGUUCAUUGUGUUGGUUGCAGGAUUAAUCAAGAACACAAACAUGAACCAAACUGCAGGAGUAACGAAUCCAUACACAAGAAAGACCACAGUAGCAAACGAUUUAGUGAGCAGUAAUUCUUCACAGAGGAACUGGAAGGGAAUAUUAAUUGCUCUCUUGGUCAUUCUAAUCAUCCUCUCUCUGAUCAUUACUUCUGUCAUUCUGCUUACACCAGGUGAAGAUGACAGUCUGGCCUUGAAGACAAAAGUGACGGUGAAGGACGUCUUUAGCAAAGAUUUCAAAAUUAACGACCCUGAAGCUAAAUGGAUCAGUGAUGAUGAACUCCUGUAUCGAACUCAUGAAGGUGCUGUGGUGAAACUUAAUGUGGAGAAGAAUGAAAGCACAUUUCUGGUGCCCAACAGAAAGUUUGAAAUGUAUAAAGCCAGUAGAUAUGAUGUUUCUCCCGAUAUGAAGAACGUACUACUGGCAUACAACAUACAGCCGAUUUAUCGGCACUCCUUCACUGCAUACUACAUCAUUUGUAGUUUGGAAACUCCGGAAACAUGGAUUCUGAAUCCUCCAGAAGUGCGUAACGCUCGUCUUCAGUAUGCAGGAUGGGGACCACAGGGUCAGCAGCUGAUUUUUAUAUUUGAGAAUAAUAUCUACUACCGAGCCAACGUUGAGAGCCGAACCAUCCGUCUGGUUUCCUCUGGCAAAGAAAGAGUGAUCUUCAAUGGUCUUUCUGACUGGCUGUAUGAGGAGGAGAUUUUUAAGUCCCAUAUCGCCCACUGGUGGUCUCCUGAUGGUGCCCGGCUGGCUUAUGCUACCAUUAACGACACUCUGGUGCCCAAGAUGGAGCUGCUUUUGUUUACUGGAUCAUCAUACCCGCGUGGCAGAACGUAUCACUACCCUAAAGCAGGAGAGGAAAACCCAGUGAUCUCUCUGUAUGUGGUAAACCUAAACGGCCCUCUACACACCAUACAGAUGAGGAGACCAAAUGAUCAGAGAAUUCGAGAGUAUUACAUAACGAUGGUAAAGUGGGUGACGAAUACGAAGCUGGUGGUGAACUGGGUAAACCGAGCACAGAACAUCUCCAUUCUGACCAUGUGUGAGGCCACAACAGGACUCUGUACCAAGAAACAUAUGGAUGAGAGUGAGAACUGGCAUGACAGACAGAAUGAAGCUCCGGUAUUCUCUAAAGAUGGGCUGAAGGUCUUUUUCAUUCGUGCUGUCCCCCAGGGAGGCCAAGGCAAAUUUUUCCACAUCUCCAUGUCUGUAUCACAGCCCAACAGCAGCUCAGAAUCCCUGCAUUUCAUCACAUCAGGAAACUGGGAUGUUACUCAGGUUCUGUCCUACGAUGAGAAAGGCCAAAUAAUAUACUUUUUAAGUACAGAGGAUGAUCCUAAACGACGACAUCUGUACAGUGCAGACACGGUUAGUCCCUUCAACCGGUGCUGCAUCUCCUGUAAUUUUACCGAUAGCUGUGGAUAUGUGAGCAUCUCCUUCAGCCACAACAUCAAGUACCUCUUAUUUACCUGUAAAGGUCCUGGUGUCCCGUUUGUUUCUGUCUACAGAACACAGGACCGACAAAAACUUUUGGAUAUUGAGCUGAACCUGGUCCUCCAGAAAACUGUGAACUCUAUGCAGAUGCCCAGAAUAGAGUACAGAGAGAUGGAGGUUGAGGAUUACACUCUACAUCUGCAGAUCCUGAAACCUGCUGGAUUUAUAGAUACAGUACAGUACCCACUACUGCUGCUCAUUGAUGGGACUCCAGGAGGUCAGUCAGUGUCUGAGCAGUUUCAGGUGGACUGGGCCACUGUAUUAGUCAGCAGUUUUAGUGUGAUUGCUGUAAGGUGUGAUGGACGUGGCAGUGGUUUUCGGGGUGCCAAACUCCUCCAUUCAGUGCAGCACAGACUGGGUCAGCUCGAGGAGGAGGACCAACUGAAGAUUCUUAGCAUUUUAGCAAAUGAGCCGUACAUUGACAACACCAGGAUUGGAGCUUUUGGACAGGUGUAUGGUGGGUACAUCACCAGCCUCCUGCUCAGCUCCAGUCACUCAAUGAUGAAGUGUGGAGCUGUUCUCUCACCCAUCACUGACUUCCAGCUCUACGCAUCAGCUUUUUCAGAACGGUAUCUGAGCCUUGUGAAAACAGACAGAGGAUCAUAUGAGAUGAGCAAUCUUUUCAAUGUGACAUCUCAGUUUGUGGAUAGGAAGUUGUUGAUUAUUCAUCCAACUGCAGAUGAAAAGGUUCAUUUCCAGCACACAGCCAGAUAUAUUUCUAGGUUAAUCAGUGAGAAAAAGAACUAUUCUUUACAGAUCUAUCCAGAUGAAGGUCACUUCCUCCACAGUGAGGCAACAAAGCAGCACCUAAGACAGUCUCUGGUUAACUUUUUUGAAGAGUGCUUCAGAAUACCAGAUGACACAGUUAAGGAAGAUCUUGAAGAGGAUGGUGAAAAUGAGGGUUAA
This is a messenger RNA of Trichomycterus rosablanca, 2523 nucleotides long. RefSeq names its product dipeptidyl-peptidase 6a (gene dpp6a). Gene Ontology annotation, biological process: regulation of potassium ion transmembrane transport; proteolysis. Gene Ontology annotation, molecular function: serine-type peptidase activity; potassium channel regulator activity. The transcript has 27 exons. The coding region runs from base 121 to 2523 and encodes 800 amino acids. The record is from RefSeq and is a predicted model, not a curated record. Lineage: Eukaryota; Metazoa; Chordata; Actinopteri; Siluriformes; Trichomycteridae. Gene Ontology annotation, cellular component: voltage-gated potassium channel complex; plasma membrane.